AUGGCCAUUUCAAAAUCUCGAACACAUUCGCCUCCGACGGCAACAGCAGAAUCGCAAUCUUCCAGCCCAACAUUGACCGGUCGGACACAGGAUCUUACCACGUGUGAUGUUGAGAAGCAAGGAGGAACUGAAAAUGAAGAGCCUCCGUCUCAGCAGUCGGCCUUCAAGGGCCUGGGUUUGCUAGACCGCUUUCUAGCCGUCUGGAUCUUUCUUGCCAUGGCCAUCGGCAUCAUUUUAGGCAACUUUGUGGAAAACACAGGGCCGGCUCUUCAAAAGGGGAAGUUUGUCGGGGUUUCCAUCCCAAUCGCUAUCGGUCUCCUAGUUAUGAUGUACCCUAUCCUUUGCAAAGUAAGAUACGAAUCUUUGCACCACGUCUUCAAACAGCGAGCAAUCUGGGUUCAGAUUGGGUUCAGUAUCUUUGUGAACUGGAUUAUUGCUCCCUUCUUGAUGCUUGGAUUGGCGUGGGCUUUCCUACCGGACCAACCCGAACUACGAGAAGGUUUGAUCCUCGUUGGACUGGCUAGAUGUAUCGCUAUGGUUCUCAUCUGGACCGGUCUCGCUGGCGGCGACAAUGAAUAUUGCGCUAUCCUCGUUGCCAUUAACUCGAUAUUACAAAUGGUGCUCUUUGCCCCCUUGGCUGUAUUCUUCAUCAACGUCAUCAGUCACUCGGGCAGCCAGGUUACCUUCUCGUACUCCACGGCCGCCAAAAGCGUUGCAGUGUUCCUGGGGAUCCCGUUGGGCGCUGCAAUUGUCUCACGUAUGAUCCUUCGAAAGGUUGCCGGUCCACGCUGGUAUGACCAAGUGUUUGUCAAGUACAUUAGCCCACUGUCACUACUUGGGCUCCUCUUUACCAUUCUGGUGCUGUUCGCUUCUCAGGGCGACCAAGUGGUACACCAGAUUGUAUCGGUGAUCCGAGUGGCCGCUCCCCUGAUCGUUUAUUUCAUCAUCGUCUUCUUCACGACUCUCCUAGUCACUUACAAGCUCGGGUUUGGUUACAAGUUGGCUGCCACUCAGAGUUUCACCGCUGCCAGCAACAACUUCGAGCUGGCAAUCGCGGUCGCUGUGGCGACAUUCGGUGCCGACAGCAAUCAAGCACUUGCGUCUACUGUGGGGCCAUUGAUCGAGGUUCCGGUACUUCUUGGUCUUGUUUAUGUCGUCAGACUCAUCGGAAAGCGUCUUGGGUGGAAGGAUUGA
Molecule: messenger RNA, 1194 nt
Organism: Penicillium daleae
Lineage: Eukaryota; Fungi; Ascomycota; Eurotiomycetes; Eurotiales; Aspergillaceae
Product: arsenic resistance protein
Exons: 4
Coding region: 1-1194 (397 amino acids)
Biological process (GO): arsenite transport; antimonite transmembrane transport
Cellular component (GO): plasma membrane
Molecular function (GO): arsenite transmembrane transporter activity; antiporter activity; antimonite transmembrane transporter activity
Source: RefSeq, a predicted model, not a curated record